Mauremys reevesii (Reeves's turtle) is the source of this 2063-nucleotide messenger RNA. Its product is annotated as perilipin-3-like. The coding region runs from base 98 to 1402 and encodes 434 amino acids. Gene Ontology annotation, biological process: lipid storage; positive regulation of triglyceride storage. Gene Ontology annotation, cellular component: lipid droplet; cytosol. NCBI's taxonomy places the organism in Eukaryota, Metazoa, Chordata, Testudines, Geoemydidae. The transcript has 8 exons. The record is from RefSeq and is a predicted model, not a curated record.
AUGACAUCACUAGUCUCAUACAAAAGCUGAACAAGUGUUACUUUUCUAGGGCAGGACAGAAGGAAAGUAGGAAAAGUCAGUGGUAUCUAACUUCAUCAUGUCUAUGGACGAAAACAAAACAAAUGCUGCUUUCCUAGAGACUGAUCAGGAGAAGCAGAGUGUAGUGAGUAGGGUGGCCAAUCUGCCACUGGUCAGCUCUACCUAUGACAAGGUUUCUACUACAUACACUGCCACUAAAGAAGACCAUUCACUCAUCAAGUCAGUCUGUGGUGUUGCAGAGAUAGGAGCAAAGACAAUUGCUACUGCUGCAGUUGGUGGUGUACAACCAAUUCUGACCACACUUGAACCUCAGAUUGCAGCAGUAAAUGAAUAUGCCUGCAAAGGACUGGACAAGCUGGAGGAGAAACUGCCAAUUCUUCAACAGCCAGCUGAUAAGGUGAUCUCAAGCACCAAGGAGCUAGUAUCUUCCACAGUAACAGGCACCAAGGAUGCAGUUGUCAGUGCUGUCACAGAAGCAAAGGAUGUAGUAACUGGAAUAAUGGGCAAGACAAAAGAAACUGUGCAGGGUAGUAUGGAUGCCACCAGAUCUGUAAUGACUAGCAGCAUGAGUGCUGUCAUGGAAUCCAGUGUGGGGCAGAAGGUUGUGAGCAGCAUUGACACGUUGCUGGGGAAAUCAGAGGAACUGGUGGACUUCUACCUCCCAAUAACAGAUGAAGAAUUAGUUAAGCUUGCAACAUCUCUGGAGGGGUUUGAAGUGGCCUCUGUAGAGCAGCAGAGACAGCCAAAGAGUUACUAUGUGCGUUUGGGUUCCCUUUCAACCAAACUCCGCCAACGAGCCUACCAGCAUUCCCUGGGCAAGGUGAAACAAGUUGGACAAAGCACGAAGGAGGCUCUCUUCCAGCUUCAGCAAACCAUUGAUCUGAUUGACUAUGCUAAAGAGGCUGUGGGUCCAAAGCUUCAAGAUGGCCAAGAGAAGCUGAAUCAAAUGUGGCAGGAGUGGAGCAGGAGGGAGAUGGGAGCAAGUGAGGACACAGACUCUGCAAAGCCAGAGGUGAUUGAGUCUCAGACACUGGCUGUUUCACGUAGCAUCAUCCAUCAUUUGCAGGCCAUCUGUCUCACCCUAGUAUCCAGCAUCCAGGGCCUCCCAGCCAAUAUGCAGGACCAGGUCCAGCAGAUCCUAAGUGGCCUAGAAGACCUCCAUGCUUCCUUCUCUACGGCUGCUUCCUUCCAGGAUCUCUCUAGCAGUAUCCUCUCCCAGAGCAGAGAGAAGGUGACCAAAGCCCAGGAGUCUCUGAAUGAGCUGCUGGAGUAUGUGGUACACAACAUUCCCCUCACAUGGAUUGUGGGACCCUUUGCUCCAGCUGGAGACUCUGCAGUGGAUGAUAAAGUGGAGAAGGACUAGACAAUCCUAGCUUCCUCUAGACAGAGGAGGACAACACAAGCUCUGAACUCUGCUUGUAAAGGACAUGACAGACCUAUAGGUCUUAGUCUUCAGCCUACAUUUGACAUCCUACAGAGAAGAAUCUAAACCUGUGGCUUGCAGACAACUGACAUCCAUACGUCUCUUGACCAAUUCAAUGGGUCUAGUACUCCUUGUUCUGAAACAGACUUUUUUCCAUGUUUGCAGUCCCAAAUCAAUUGUUGGCUUAGACUAUUUGCACAUGCAGGAGUAUAUGAUCAGGUCUAGUGUACAAUAGUUUAGCUGCCUGUGAGGCUCAAAGCAAAUUCCAACUUGUAACCCUAAUGCCCAAAAGUCAGUGUGUUGGUCACAAGCUGAUUACUGCAGUUUCUGGGAGAAAUAUCUCUGGCAAAAGAGCCAAUUCAGGUUGCCAUCUUGUAUUGGAAAGGAAACCCUCUACCUGUAGAGACUUAGUGCAAAAGACCAAGUUAACAAUGGCUGUCAAUCUACUAGACUCUAAAUACAAAAUAGGAUUAGACUUGAUCUCUCUCUGUAACAACUGUCUUUUUGCCUCACUUAAAAGGAAGUGAUAGGUUCUGCUUAACAUGCCACUGCUAUGUGUCAAACGAUAUUGUAUGAAAUAAAUACUACCUGCAUUCUCAAA